This is a messenger RNA of Oryza sativa Japonica Group (Japanese rice), 1961 nucleotides long. NCBI's taxonomy places the organism in Eukaryota, Viridiplantae, Streptophyta, Magnoliopsida, Poales, Poaceae. The record is from RefSeq and is a predicted model, not a curated record.
GGCAUCCGCCAACCCCUCCUCGCCUUCUUCUUCUCCAGUAAUAAAUCCACGCAAAAGCCUCGCCGCGCACCACCACCCAGCUCUCUCCACUCCACUCUCGCGUUCUUGUGGAGUCGUGCUCCACUCCGGGAAGGAAGGAGUGGGUGGGUAGGUGAGUGGAGUUGGUCGAUGGCGAUUGGGGCGUUCGUGGAGAGCGGCGGCGGCGGCGGCGGGGGAGGGGGAGGAGGGUACGGCGGGCGGGUGACGGCGUACGUGGUGCUGACCUGCGUCGUCGCCGGCAGCGGCGGGAUCCUCUUCGGCUACGACCUCGGCAUCUCCGGUGGUGUGACCUCAAUGGACUCGUUUCUGAAGAGAUUCUUCCCGGAUGUGUACCAGAAGAAGCAGGACACCAGAGUGAGCCACUACUGCGCGUUCGACAGCGAGCUCCUCACCGUGUUCACCUCGUCACUCUACAUCGCCGGCCUCGUCGCGACCCUCUUCGCGUCGUCCGUCACAAGGAGGUAUGGCCGCCGGACGUCCAUGCUGAUCGGCGGCACCGUCUUCAUCGCCGGCUCGGUGUUCGGCGGCGCCGCCGUCAAUGUGUUCAUGCUGCUCAUCAACCGGAUCCUACUGGGAAUAGGUCUCGGGUUCACUAAUCAGUCAAUCCCACUGUACCUGUCAGAAAUGGCGCCUCCACGAUACCGUGGGGCGAUCAAUAACGGCUUCGAGCUCUGCAUCAGCCUCGGCAUUCUCUUCGCAAAUGUUCUUAACUAUUGCGUUGUGAAAAUCACAGCUGGAUGGGGCUGGAGGAUAUCCCUAUCCAUGGCUGCAGUUCCUGCUGCAUUCCUAACCAUCGGUGCGGUCUUCCUCCCAGAGACACCGAGCUUCAUAAUCGAACGCGAUGGCGACACUGACAAGGCAAGGAUCCUACUCCAGAGACUUCGUGGCACCACUUCAGUCCAGAAAGAGCUUGAUGACUUAGUUGCUGCUAGCAACCUCUCCAGGACAGUUCAGUAUCCGUUCAGGAAUAUAUUCAAGAGGAAAUACAGGCCACAGCUUGUCAUAGCACUCCUGGUCCCUUUCUUCAACCAGCUUACUGGAAUCAAUGUGAUGAACUUCUAUGCACCGGUUAUGUUCAGGACGAUUGGUCUGAAGGAGAGCGCGUCUCUCCUAUCCUCAGUGGUCAAUCGACUCUGCGCAACUUUCGCCAAUAUCAUGGCGAUGAUCGUUGUCGACAGGUUUGGGCGUAGAAAGCUCUUCCUUGUAGGUGGUAUUCAGAUGAUCCUUUCCCAGCUUGCUGUGGGUGCAAUCCUGGCUGCAGAGUUCAAGGACUAUGGAUCCAUGGACAGAGAGUAUGCUUACCUUGUGUUGAUCACCAUGUGUGUGUUUGUUGCUGGCUUUGCAUGGUCAUGGGGGCCAUUGACAUUCUUGGUCCCAACUGAGAUAUGUCCACUUGAGAUCAGAUCAGCAGGGCAGAGUAUUGUUGUUGCAGUGGUCUUCCUGAUGACAUUUGUGAUUGGACAGACAUUCCUUGCAGUUCUAUGCCGCAUCAAGUCAGGGACAUUCUUCUUCUUUGCAGGAUGGAUCUGCUUGAUGACAGUGUUUGUUUAUUUCUUCCUGCCGGAGACAAAGAAGCUGCCCAUGGAGCAGAUGGAGCAGGUCUGGAGGAAGCAUUGGUUCUGGAAGAAGAUUGUAGGGGAGGAGGAGGAAAAACAAGCAGAGAAAACAGCUCUCCCUAGCAUGUAAAGCCCUAUGAAUUGGAAUGUAUUUGACCAUACAAAAACCAUACAAAGUGUAGGGUUCUAAUUAGCAAAUGUAAGUUUGUAAUUCUUCUGUCUAAAUGUAGUGUGUUGAGGUGGUCAGUUGCCGUGACUGGCUCUUUCAGAUGGUAAUUACAAAGAAAUGUAACAUUAAUGUUGUAACAAGGGUGCCAUUUUGUUUCUGAUUCCAGAUGAAAAGGAAAAACUAUUCCAUAUUCUGCA